Molecule: messenger RNA, 10857 nt
Organism: Pocillopora meandrina
Lineage: Eukaryota; Metazoa; Cnidaria; Anthozoa; Scleractinia; Pocilloporidae
Source: the annotation of a GenBank genome assembly
CCAGACGGAACAUCAGAAUGAGGCUUCCGGCCAAUCGUCUGGGACAAAGAUGAUAUGAAGGCAGUCUGAGUUUUGAACAUUUCUCGCCGGAGGCACGAUCGAAUUAGGUUAAUGUAUUUGGUUCGUGCUAUGUUUCACCAAAGGCGACCUAGUCGCAUCGAAACUUUCAAUUUCACAAGAUGAACACACAAGAUACACGAAGUCAACAGAUGUUCAAAAUUCGUCGAACUACUCUUGGAUUUGGUGUUGUUCAAAUCCUCUUAGGCGUCUCAUUAACUGCGUUGUCUUUCGCAGCUUUCGCCUUCACUUCUUCGGAUAGAAUACGUAACGCUUGUCCUUACUGGGCUGGAUUCGCGGUAAAAUCCUCUUGCCUUGCAUGACUUAAAAUCUGUGACCAUUGAUUGUAGCGGUGAGAUGUUGGCGUGAUUUCCAUUGACAAACUUGACGCUUCUGUGUUUCUUUAAUAGGUUUUUUGGAGCGGUGGUGUAGGUAUAAUUGCUUGGAAGCAUUCGUCUGUGAUGUCGGUGAGUCCAUUGAAUGUAUAUUUUCCACCCUCAAUUCUAAAAUGAAGCCUACGAGUAUAUUCUCUCUAUCGUUUGAAAGGCACUUCUUCAUACAUGUAGCUUUCGCGUCGGUGGUAUCCAGAGCUAAAUCUGUAGGACUGAAAAUAAUUUCCUGUGUGUCGGUUUAUUUAUACACACAACUAGACCUCCUUUACAAACUGUGCUAGAGUUGCAUUACUUUUUUCUUAUCAAGAUCACCCUAUUUUUUUACCGAACAAUAUUUUCCUUGGGUUUAGACAUUAGGUGAAAAAAUUUGGGCUAAUAAAAUGUCGACAAAAAAUGAAUGCUUGAACUCGUGAUGUUUGCCCAGACUACACGAAAGGGGGGAUGAAUGACAUCUCCUCUGCUAUUGAUUGAAUGUACUUUACUCAAGAAGCACAUCUGAAACUGAAAUAUGGGAUGUUCCUUCUCACUACACGGUAUUUCGUAAUCUACAAGUCGAAUUCAUUCUUAUGAAAUGAUCAGACAGUUAUUAGGCGUGUUGUCAGUAGUCUAGAGAUGUGAUAUAUCAAGUGACAAUUUUUAGUCCAACAAAAAUCCUCCAAAUUUUUAUUCGUUUCAAAGCUUUGGAGUUGCACAGUAUUUCAAUAUAUUCAAUCCCUGCUCUGUCAAUGAAUUUUGACGCAAAUUAUGGUACUAUGGUUUUUUGAGAACGUGAAAUGAAACCAAAAUAUAUCCUUCUUUGAACUGUUACUGUCUAUACAAUAUGCAAAAAUUCCUCAAACCAGACUGUAUACACACUGAACAUUAGCCUGGGUCGCAGCUGUAUUUUAAAUUAAGUCUUGUUGUGUUUUUCUUUUAUGUAAAUUUUAAUUAAAAAGGUUACUGUUUACCUUCCAAGAUCUGCCACUCAAAUAUCAUUUAAUACCCUCCCAAAUUUUGCAGAUCAUGAAUGCAGGGAAAUAGUGUUAUAAAUCCCUGUAUUGACAGACACUUGAUGUUGACACUGUUAGUUUUUAGGGGGUUCAAUGUGUUGUUUGAGAUGGCAUGUACGAAAAAUUAAAGGCUUCUAAAUCAGGGGUAGAUUAUUUAGUCAAAGAUGUAUCUCAUUUUACUACAGUUACUUUUGAGGUAGUUUAUGGAGAUCAAAAUCAGGACAAAGUUACAGCUUAAGAACUAACUCAGAGAUAAUGAGUAGUUGUUGUCCUAUACUAUAAUGCAGUAGCAGGAUCAGAGAUAAAUUCUUUCUUUUAGUCAUUUAUGUGUGGUGUUACUAAUUGUAAUUUCAUGACGACCAGCUACCAGAUUGCCUAUCAAAGUUCAGUAAGUUACAGCCAACAAUUAACUCUUACAAUACCUGGAGCCUAUUUUAUUUUCAUGAGAGGUCUGAGCAGUUUCUAUUUCUUUGGAAGGUUUGAUAUGUUAGUAGUCAACUGUAUAACUUCUUUAUCAAGAAAUUUAUUUUUUUAUUAAGGUGCGAAGGAAGUCAAACACUGUGGCUUCAGAAGUAUUCAAUAGUUUUAGUUUUGUUUUAGAUUUGACAUGCAAGUCAUGUUUUAUGUUGAUGUUGUUUGAAAGAAUAAUCUGUGUGAAGAUUCUCAAGUAAUUAGAGAGACAUUUGCAUAAAAAUGAUACUUUUAUAAGGGGUUGGAGAACUGAAUCUGAGAGAGACCCCUUGGAAGUGAGAAAGUUAUCAGUAGCUGAAGAUUGCAGUGUACAUGAAUAUAGUCCUGGUGGGCGAGGAAUAAAAGGCAUAAGUGAUAGAUAAUUUCUUAACAUAAGAGCACGCUCAGCAAACAAGAAUAUUGAAAUUAAGCCGGGUCUAAAUGACAACAAAUGAAACACAGAAAUAUUGGGCUUUAAUUUAUGCAGUGGUGUAAAAUUAUUGAAACAAACAUUGAUACAUAAUUGAUUAUUAAAACAAGAAUCAAAGGCUAAUGGGAAGAUGUUUUUGGGGUCUACCUACGGAAACUUAAAACAAAGGAAGUGUCUGAGCCAUAAUCCUUGAAAGUGUCUGCAGCUGCUUACGGAAAAGUAUAAAUAUGGAGUCUGUAUUGAUUUAAGUUGAGUUUUGUUGAGGUGGUCAUCACAAGAGAAGUAUGCUAACAAGAGUGUCUUAAAACAGCAUAUGCUAUAAACAGAAGUCUUAGAUGAAAUGUGUUAUCCAGUGGAGACUGGAUCACAUUCAGUUUUUUUUCCCUUUCAUUUAGCUUCUUUAAUGCAUUACUGAUAUGUUAUUUAACCUUAUUGUCAGACUGUCUUGUGGUUAAGCAAGUUAUUACUCGAUUUAAGACUGAGUCUGAUUAACAGAGUCCUACUUUAAAGAUGUGUAGCAAAUUGUCAAACAUCUAAUUAUAAUUUAAUUGUGCGCUUUGUAUAGAGUACUGACUCCAUUAUUACUCAAUCUUCUCAAGAAAUGGUAGCUUGUUUUAUCAUUUUUAAUGUCUACUCUUCCAAUAAAGUGCAAUAUGUGGCCAGUUGAAAACUAGCUUGACCUUGUUACGUAUUUUGAAUGGAUUAAUGUCUGAUCCCAAGUGAUGCACACGCAAAUGUUUUGUUGUUUGUUAGUCAAUAUCAAUAGUGGACAACUAAAGGUAUUAUAUACUCGUUAAUUUUUAAAUGCUUGAUUAUAAACUCUUAAAUCUCUCGCUCUAUGACAUACAGACUUCUGCGUGCAUCUGGUGAGUUAGAGAGAUAAACAGCAGACAAUGCCUUAAACUUAUGUAAAAUUGAUAACAAAUACCAGACACUUCACCCCAUGACCCUUAAGUGUUUUACAUACCUUUGAAUAAUCAUAUUGCUAUUGUUUUCUGGGUUUCUAUAUUGUGGCAAAACGUUUUCAGACAAGCUGAGACAGUUUGAGAACCAUGUGGUCUGUGCGCUGCUUGAGUUGUGAUGCUGACAGAUGAAAAUUGUUUGAUACAUGCACUAUGUUGAAUGAAAAAGUUUGUAUACUUAGCUUUAAAUCCAAUUCCUUAAUGGUUACAGGUGUUUAGAUGGUCUUUUUUCCAAGAAUUCAUGGUCUUAGUUUGUUCAGUGGAAUGGGAUGCACUAUUCUGUAAAGAAAGCGGUUGUCAAAAAAAGUGUUUUUUAAGUUCUCCUUCCAUGAAUUAUGAAUGAUUUGAAUAUUAGACUGCUGUGGAACAAUCUGGAAAAGCCUAUUCCAUAAAUUCAAUGAGACAAAUCAUUUGCUUGGUCACUUUAAGUUGUAAUACUUCUUAUUGAUGCAAAUUGCAAUUAAGAGACACAAUAUUCAUAGAAAGCAUGAUUUAGACACUUAAACUGAUGAUUGAUGGGCUGUUUUAAAACCAGAAACACAUUAAAGGUUGAUGACAUAUACUUGUGUUUUGCUGACAAGAACUUGCAAAAAAACAUAAACGUAACUUAAUCUUAGCCUAUACAAUUUAUGGUUGAGGAAAUAAAACUUUCAAAACUAUUUUCCUUAAAAUGAUGGGUAAUCAUCACCAAUUAGUCUAACCUAACUCUUCACAGCUAGACACUUCUUCAAUGCCUUUGAGUAAUUUAUUUUGAGGUCAGGUUUUUCUCGCAAGGUAUCACAAAAACAUUUUCAGGUGAAAGAUGAAACUGAUUUUCAACCGAGUUUCAAAUGGCUGAUAGAAAACUAGACAGGAUAUUGCAAGAAAGAAAUGCUUACCUUAAUUGGACAGAAGUGCCAUUGAAUGGCAUCUUCAUAACAAGCCCAUUCAAAUUCCUCCUGCUCCCUAUUUUUCUUAGCAAAUUGAGGCUUGCACUAUACCAUUGGUACCUUAUCACUUCAUUUAGGAAAAAUCCUAGUAUUUCAGCCCCUAUAGGCCACAAAUACAGGGCACAUUUUGUCUGCAACAAAGACAGUCCCAUGUCCAGCAUUCAACCACCUGCCCCUUGUCUUUGCUGUCACAGAUUUCAUCAAUGAACUCAGUGCAAAUCUUAGUGAAGCAGUUCAAAUGUUUUCUAUGCAGACAAUUGGUGGAAAGUUUUGAUAAAAUCGCUUCAAUUGACCCUACAAGCCAUUUUUUGGUGCUUAUGUUGUCAAAGAUGUGCUGUCUUUGACAACUUUUGCGCAUGUCUUGUUUGGUGUUUCUUGAGCCAGUGGUCUUUUCAUGCAUGAAUUAAGCUAUCAAUCACAUUUUUUUUAGUGGUUUCCUUUUGGAAAUUUUUUUGAGUUUGCAUACUAAUUAUAAAAUUAAUGAAUAAAAUUUAUUUUAACGUCUGGUUCAGUGCCAUUUUACAACAACAGUGGACUUUGCAAACAAGUAUUAUUAUAAUUGUUAUCAGCUAGGACAAAUGUUAUCACAAUUACACAAAUAUUCAAUUGUAUUUUUAGAGAGCUGUUGGUCUACACUUUUUUUUUAUGCCAAGUUUUAUGCAUGAUUUGCAAUACCAAGUGUGCUUGAUAAAACUAACCAUGAUGUCAUGAAAGUUAUUGGUAAUCUUAACUUCGACAGGUUUUUCAGGGAUGUUUUGUAUUAGGUUUUUUUUUAUAUUUUAAAUCUAUAUAUGUUUACCUGUAGCUAAAUCUAAAAAUGUUUUUUCGUACACUGGUAGAAUCAGAAAUAUUGAUUUAGCAUUGCAGUAUGCGAAGCUAUAUUAGCAGUGUUUAUGACCGAGCCAAUUUACAUAAAAUGAGGAAUAUUUUGUGAACUGCUUCCGGCAGUUGCCAUUUACAUGUCAUUGAGAAAGAACUGAUUUAAAAGUUAAAUACAGUCUUGAUGGGUUAGAGUUAUAAAUUUUUUAUGAUAUGUGUAUGGUAUCUAUUUUUAUUCUAAGCCCCAGUGUACAGGAACAAUUCAGGGUUCAUGAAUGGUUCUGUCCUAUAUUCUAAAGUACUGGCACUUAAUUAACCCCCUUUCUAAUUUGGCCUGCCAUGGCAUCUUGUUAGGCACAAUCACUGCAGUUAUCUAGAAACUGCGAAAAAUUAAGAGAAGACACUUUCUGUUGAAAUUUACUACAAUAGUGAAAUUUUCUGCAUCUGUUAAAAUUAAGGCUGCUUUUACAAUUUUCAAGUGAGUUCUUUUUACAAAUAAAUGGUGGUCUUCUUCAUCCUUUCUAAAUUAUUGGUUUAUUCCUUCUAAUUUUUUUGUGUCAUUAUACUUUAAAUGAGUGGUAUUUUGAUAAUAAAUGAUAUAUGAUAUUAUUACACUUUACAUUUCUCCAUCUUUUUGGAAAGUUUUGAACUGAACAUUGUUUUCCUUUAAAGGCACCUACAUGUGAAUUACAUUUUUCUAUCUUUUUGGAAAGUUUUGAACUGAACAGUGGUUUCCUCUAUGGGCAUGUUCUUUUCAAUCAAGUUAGGAAUGAUUUGUUCAAGAGUUUCCUAAUUUGGUGCUUUCGAACAGUUCACACUACAUUUAAUAUGUAGUUAUUGCAUAACGACUUGAAUUUCAUUUAACAAUGAAAUGGCCAAUUACUAGAAGGAAGUUUUCCUUUAACAUACAGGAUGAUGUAGACUACAUGUACAUUGUAUAGCAAAAUGUGUGGCAAAUCCUUUCAUGUUUUUUCUCAUAUUUACUCCCCGUAUGAGUAUGCACUGAAUAUUUUUUUUUUCUCCAGGCACAUAGUUUAUGAGAGCAUUUAUGGUCAAGUUUGUGCCAACUAAAUUGCUAGAGAUCUCAAAUUAUUUAUUAACUCAGUUGAUUGAGAUGUUAACCAUGAUGUGGUUUCACAACCAAAUCAACUCUGCAUACUUUACCAAUAUGCCAUGUAGAGCAGUGAGUUUACAUUGACACAGGUAGCCCAAGCUCUCACAAUAAGUCUUGUUAUGGGCAAAAUAUAAGAAUUUGAUUGGGACUUAACAGACCCAUUCUUAACUGGAAAUCCUAAAAAUCACCUUGCUCCAGUGGGUGUUCCUUUGCAUUCUGUGAGUUUCUAGAGUAGUUUAGCUUUGGUUUGUCUGCUUUACCCUCCAAAAGUUUUAAAGUUAAUAUAUGGACUUUUCAAAGGAACAUCAACAAACAAUGUGAUCUAAAGGAAAAAAAAGCAUCAAUGUUAAAAAUGUUAGCAAAUUUCUUUUGCUCUUGAGCACCUUGAAUUUACUGGUAGAUCAAAUUUAUCUCUUUCCUUUUAUAUCCUUUUUUUUUUUGUUUUGUUUUGUUUGUUUGUAACAUUAAAAAUGAUCAUUUGGAAAAAAAAAUUUUAAAACUGAACUAUGCUGAUAAAAAUGUCAAGCAGUUUUAUUAUGUUACACUUUUGAAUUCAUGAUUUUUUCCAUUGUAAAAUAUUUUUAUUUCAUUUUUCUAAACAUUAUUUUGUUGUUUCAGAUGAGUUUGUUCACAUUCUUCUCAGCGGUAUGUGUGGUUCUGCAGAUGAUUGGUACAAUUCUAACAGGAGAUGCAGGAGGCUUGCUCAGAUCACUUGUCAUGUGUGAAAAAGAAAUUUUAGGGCCUCGCUGCAAGUGCUGUGAAUCUGAAAUGGCCUGCUAUCAAGGUGUGGGAGUGGUGGAAUUUGAGGGGGUGCAGGACUGCAGUGUGAUAACAGGACUACUUACUGGGUUGUUAUAUGGACUUUGUGUUCUAACCAUCUUUGGAAGCUUACUGUGCUUCAUUGCAACUAUCUUGGGAUGUACUGCAGUAGCACGUCAAACAAGUCGACAUCAGGUGAGAGGAAUGAUUGUAUCAGUUGUUUUAAAAUUUAUUUCCCAAAGAUACAGUAAAGACUUAUGGGUAAGUGUUUCUCACAAGUAUCUUCGUAGAAUUUGUGGCAUGGCAGGUUGUCUUUAGAUGACAAAUUGACACGUUUUCUGAUUUAAGGGGGGCGGGGUAGACGUUCAAUAGAUGCAUGUACUAUGAUGUAAUCUCAGCAACACCCUUGUGGUCCCUUCAGUUUCUACUUUGUUUGUUAAGUGUUUAUGGUUCGUUCCCAACUAAUCAUCAGAAAUUCCUCAAAAUGCACAUGCAUGUAGUGAACGAUGGGCAUAAUUUAUGUUUUGAAAGUUUUCGUUCGUUUACCUCUGCUUAUGCAAUGUAAUUCUCAUCCUCCUCUUCCCCCCCCCCUUCCCCUACUCUGUUCUAUCCUACCCCUCCGUUUCCCAUCCUCUUCCUUUCCGUUUUCCUUUAUUCCAACUCCUGCAUGUGGUACAUUUAGAGAGUGUUUUGUUGAAAAAAUUGAGUUAGAACUAAUUUUCCCCCAUUCCUCAUCGUUUCCCAUUCCCGCCCCUCUUCAUUUUACAUUUACAUAGAUUACUCAUUCAGGGGGUGGUUUCUUUGCAAAACUCUCCUAUUUCGUAGUGUUUAGUUCUCUACUCUUUUUUCUCUGUUAGGGGCUUUGUGGUCGCCAUAGUUCAAGGAGGUCCCAUGCUAGUAGGAACCCAGACAGCUACACUUGGGCUCCUUGUUCGACAGACCUUACAAUGUUGCCGCCCUACGCGCCACCGGUAUAUCACUCCGUGGAUAAUUUUCAAGAAUAUGGUCUGUCGUCAUGCAUAGUCCCGCCUCCAGUGUUUGACCCUACUGACUUACCUCCACCUUACUCAUCACAGAACCCUUCCUUAGCCGAUUCUCAGAACUCUUUGACUUCUCCGGAGUCUUCAAACAAUCUACCACAAUCUUCUGAAACGGACGUACAUUUCCAGCCUAUGCACUCGAGGCAUCAGGCAUUAAAUUACGACGAGGAACUCAGGGCCCCGCCUUCAGCCACCCUUAGCAUCUCUAGGGAAGGUUGCAACCUCCAAGGUAGAGGUGUGCCUUGGAAUGGCCACCUCAAUGCUAUGUCGGACAGUAGUGACCUUCUCACAGCUAGCGCUUCAUCCGAUUUGUCAAGCAGCUGUAAUAGGUGCUCUUCUGAACAACAAACGAAUGUUAAUGACACUGAUAUAAACAAGACAAUUCUUAUUGGAGCCACGCCUUUGCUUAAUCAUCCUGCAAAGUCUAGAAUUCAAGCGGAGUUCUCAGAACUAGUUGAAGCUUCCUCAGGCUCAAGGAGGCGAACAUCGUCGCUACAGGAGACAUCAACCAAAGAUAGUGUUCACGCUCGUAAUGUACCGGCGGUUUCUACAUCUUCUGCCCGAGGGACUCCUAUCUUAUCCCUGCGCACCCGGAGUAGAUCUUUAGGUGAAAACGCUAUCUAUGUGAAUUCAUUUGAGGUCAUGGCUCGACCUCCGCCCAACAUGCGACUGCCAGUUGAUGAACAGCUCAAAACCUGUAAUACUGCUAAGCCCGUCACCACCAGAAACUCCCAUCGACUUACAAAAAAAGGAACUCCGCUCAAAGGUGAUCCUUCGAAAGAUCACAUCAGCAAUCGUAGCGAGCAGAGGAAGGACAAAGUAAAAAAAAGACGACGAAGGCAUUCGCAUGGCAUUUCGAGACACAAGGAAAGAUGGAAUGUUAACUGUGAAUCACUAAACUCGCAAGUGAAUCGUGGAAACGACGAUUCAGUUACACAAGGCAAAGAAACGGUAGUAUGAAGAUAUGUGUUAGUGGCUUAGGCCUUAAUUAGAAGGUAGGUUGGGUUUGGAGAUAACAGGAAAAAUGACAGGGGUGAUCUUGGCAGCUUAACGAGGGGAAAGUGUGUGGAUUGGAACCAGAUAUAAUAGACUUGUCCCCGGAAAAUUACCAUACGAAAUACAUUAAUGGUCAUUUAAUAUCCUUUUUCCCCGUUAAUAAAUAUACUUUGGUCCAUUAUCAUUCUAGCAAUAGCUCCCCUCCCUUUCCGCUCUCCUCCCCUCCCCCCUCCCCUCCCCUCCCCUCUCUUGAAACCGUGGCUGUUAGAGUAUUACAGGCUUAAAACCUCGGCAUUGAGACUUUUCAAUGGUGUGGGGCACUUUCCGUUGGGUUGUUGUUGAAGCAAAACCAGUGCCAAGAGUAAGUAGUCAGAGUAACGUGAAGGGUGUUACCUACCAGAGGCUUUGAAUUUAAAUGCGCUCCAAAACGCAAAUUAGAGGCAGUUUGAUACAGAUUUAUCACGGAUUUUCGAUGAUCACCCCAUCAUUUCCCUUCUGGGUUCUCCACUCCUGAACCUAAUCUUAACUGAUCUAGCAGUUCUUUACCGAAAAAUAAGCAAGAAAAAUGAGCAUCGAAUCACGCCAAGCAAAGAUGGUGUGGUUACUCCUAACGAGAUCGAGACAUGAAGGAACAUUUUGAAGUGUAAUGUGAAUUGGCUUCGGAGGUGUUCGUUCAAUGCAUUUCGCAGAGGACUAGCUUUCUCAAUCACUUUAGUGAUAAAUAAUAUAUAAGCAAAAGAAAAUAGAGGUUAACCAAGACACAGAAACAUUGAUGUACGACAUUUUUGUAAUAUAUUUUGCAUGUUAUGUAUUCUUUUUCCCAGUCUCCAGUGGAUACUGAAAAUCGAAUUGUCAGAGCUCUGAUUUUCUUAGGUUACUUAAUGUGAAGACUAAAAGGAUGCAGAACCAGGCAGAAAUCUUCUUAUGGUUUUUGCGUAUUUUCUGAAUCCAAUACUCCAGAAGGAGAACAACUAGCUUUUUUCAAUGUAACUUCUAUGAUCAAAUUCGCCAUACUCGCUUAUCGCGGCGAUAAAAUUUCUUCUAAGUUAGUUGGGAGAAUUUAGCGAUAUAUUACGAUGAUACCCCACAAGGUGAUUGAAACUUUAACAGUGUAUUGAUAAUUUGAGGAGGAUGUACAUUAUAAUCCGGGUGUCACAGGCUUAAGGGAAAGACAUAUCAUGCUAGGACAGUAUAUAGCAAUUUCCCAGGGAGUAAUCCUUUAAAUGGCUUGCACAGAAGGGCUCCGCCUUAAAAGAGUACCCUUCUCAGGCUCUAACUGCGCCAAAGAGUACGAAAAUUAUCAUUUAGGCAUUCAUAUGGGCUUUAGAUUUUCUUCAGAAAUAUCGUUCGUACGCGUCAUUUGAAGGGCUCUGAAAAAGUGCUGUUAAGCUUGCUUGUGAAAGAGGUAUGAUUAUGCUAAAGAAGUUAUAUUUUCAGAGGAAUCGGUUUAUAAAAAGAGGACGGUCCUUGCACCUCGGGGAGGGGGCCUCCCCAUGCAGAAAUUUAAUACCCUACUUUCCCAUUCCACUCCCCCCUCCCAGUGCUUUUUAUUUGCCGAGGGUUUAAGAAUGAGAGGCCAUUAGGUUAGUUUUUGUCCAGACUGGAGUUACAACAAUAUUCCUGAUACUUCUCAAGAAACAUUUUUUUAAAAUAAAAAAAGAGAGAAAGUAAAUCUCUAGUUUUUGUUAUAAAAAUGUUGACAUUGAAGUGAAAGUACGUACUUAUGUCUAUGCAGAUGUGUAGUUCAGAUUUAAAAUAACAUGAUCGCAAUUUAAGUGCAUCUAAUGCCAUUUAUUUUAAUGAUCAGUGAUUCAUCUAUUUAUAGUGACUGUUAUUGAUAUAGUCUGGAAGGACUUUAAAAUGAUAACGAUAUGACUUUUGACUUUGUAUCAACUAAAUAAACUUAUUAUUCGGAGAGGC